AUGCUGAACCGCCACCUCAAGUGCCACAGCUCGGUCAAGAAGCACGUCUGCAGGUACUGUGGUAAGGGCUUCAAUGACACCUUCGACCUCAAGAGGCACCUGAGGACGCACACAGGUGGGGACCUCACCCUGCAAGGGUCUUGGCUCUCGUUGCUCACCUUGGUGGGGAAUUUACAAACGUAACAUCCAUAUUGACCAAUGUAUUGUGCUUUUUUGUUGUUGCAGGAAUUUAUGUAUAGGUUGGGGGGGGGGUUGCCUAUCCAGCAGAUAUCAUGCACAUGCAGCCCACUACCAAAACCAACACAAUCACUUUUGUGACUUUUGUGAUUUGUCCCCACAAAACACUUCAUCACAGUUUCUUCCUAUCUAUUCAAAGGGCCUCUGCUGCACAAUACCAAAUGUAAGAAUUCACUGAUCAAUGUAUCUCUGUACUGGCUCACUGGGAAAACUUCAAAAAUGCAUAUAGACAUGUGAGCUCAGCUACUCAGCAGCCCCUCUGCCUGAGGGAUAAUCCCUGGCCUCCUGAUACCUGAGUGCCGGACAGGUAGCCAUUCCAGAAAUAGCAAACCCAGAUGUAGACAAAAGGGUGUGAUUAACUUGGCUGGGAAACAGGGAAAUGUAAAGAUCUCUUUUGUUACACUUGAUGGGUGUUUGGUGGAGGGCAAGGGGAACCAUGGGGCAGGGUCCAGGAUGCUCAGAUUACGGCCACCAGACCUCCCCUUUCAUGAUGUAACCGUGAUGUAUGAGUGAUGUAGUUUUGGGGGGGGAGUAACAUGGGGAUUAGCAGCUAAUAAAAGUUUGGGUUCUCUUUUGUUUGGGGCUUCCAUCUUGUUCCACCUGGUGGCAGGUGGGAGUCCUGUCGCGACAGUCUUCAAUCAAGACCAAGCCUACUGGCUGCUGUUUUGCUCUGGUAUUCCUGGCUGGGGUCCUUGUUUUUUGUCCAAGGGAGCCCUCAGAUUUCUCUGUUAACAUUGUAAAUAAUUUUUAUUAAUUUUUCUUUAAUAACACUCCAGUUGGUAGAAUAUCAAAUCUUGCCACCACAAUACAAAUAAUAAAGCCAAUUAUACAUUUCAAAUUACAUAUUUUUAAAAAAACUUCCCAUGUUCUGGCUGGUCAGGAGGGAAAAAAAAUAUUUCUUGUUCCUGCUUUUUCUCUCUUGUUUAUUCCCAAUAUCACAGUUCUGAUCUUAAUCCUUUGUCUUAUCUUAACAGCCACUGGUGUGAGACUUGCAAUUGUAUUUAGCAAAUCUAUAUGGAUAUUGACCUGCAAGAGGAAUUUUAUUGUUCCUGUUGUUGUCCGUCAAUUAUUUUCAGCGCAGUCCCCCUCAGAGGCCCCUUUUUCAUUCCACCAUCUUAUCUUCCAAGAUUCUGGCCUGCCUUUCAGCUUUUCUUUGUUUAAUUAAAAUUAAGACACAGCAACCCUUCAAGUCUUUUAACGAACUGAUGUUUUCCCAAUCCGAAUAGGGGUCUUCCGUAGGAGGCAGUACCAUAAGAUAUAUUUUACAGUUAGCAAUUGUUUGGUUCCUCUACAAUCCAAGCUUUGCUCCCCGCAAUGUAUUGUAUCACAGAAUCGCAGAAUCACAGAACUGUAGGGACCUCCAAAGGUCAUCUAGUCCAACCCCCUCUUGCAAUACAGGAAUCUCAGCGAAAGCAUCCCAGACAGAUGGCCACCCAACCUCUGCUUCAAAACCUCCAAGGAAGGAGAGUUCACAGCUUCCCAGGGGAGACAGUCCUGCUGUCAAACAGCUCUUGCUGUCCAAAAGUUCUUCCUGGUGUUUAGUCAAAAUCUUCAUUCCUUUUUUGUUGGGAAACCCUUUUAUUUACAUGAGAGACACAACUCUUCCCAAAUCCCCUUGUGUUGUUGUUUAGUCGUGUCCGCCUCUUCGUGGCCCCCUGGACCAGAGCACGCCAGGCCCUCCUGUCUUCCACUGCCUCCCGCAGUUUGGUCAAACUCAUGCUGGUAGCUUCGAGAACACUGUCCCACCAUCUCGUCCUCUGUCGUCCCCUUCUCCUUGUGCCCUCCAUCUUUCCCAACAUCAGGGUCUUUCCCAGGGAGUCAUCUCUUCUCAUUGAGGUGGCCAAAGUCUUGGAGCCUCAGCUUCAGGAUCUGUCCUUCCAGUGAGCACUCAGGGCUGAUUUCCUUCAGAAUGGAGAGGUUGGAUCUUCUUGCAGUCCAUGGGACUCUCAAGAGUCUCCUCCAGCACCAGAAUUCAAAAGCAUCCAUUCUUCGGCGAUCAGCCUUCUUUAUGGUCCAGCUCUCACUUCCAUACAUCUGGGAAAACCAUAGCUUUAACUAUACGGACCCUUACUUCAGAGGAAUGAACUGAGAGGAGUGGGUGGCCCCGAUUCCAGGUCAGCCGUGCUGAACAGGCUUGAAAGUGAUGGAGAACUCUCCCAAAUAGUGACCAAUAAUUUCAGGCUUGAUUUCCACCUGGCUGAAGGUAUUCCCAUUGUACACGCCAACCAUGCUGCCUGUCGGAGUGUCUGUACGACCGAGCCGAAAUGGCUCUCCUCUUUGGACGUGUCUUCGGGAUCCAUCAGGCUCUCCUCUGACGGUGAUUAACAACCUAAGCCUUUGAUGAGGCUUCAGGCACGUUCCCCCGUUACGCAGAGUAUCCAAACAGCAGCAGCAGGAGCCGAAAUAUGUGCUACAUGUCCUACGUUUAUUAGUAACUACGCAGGACAGAAAAGAAUAUGCAUCUGCUCUCUGUGAGAGUCAGGGAACAACCUGGAACAAAGAAACAGGAAACCAGUAACAUCAACAUCCGUCUCCCGUGAGACUUCCAACAGUCUGGAAUGUCAACAGAGUCUUGUGAUUCCAAAAACUGCACGGGGUGCAGGAACAGAAAUCUAACACUGCCUACCAUUUCCAGAAGGAUAAUCGUGUCUCGCAGGUGGAUCUUGACCACUUCUGGCUUCUCCAUGGGCAGGGCCUCUUUCUUGGCCUUGCACAGCUGCUUCAGGAGGGGGUUUGCUUGCGGCGCAAGCCAGGGUUAAGCCGCCACCGCCGGCGGGUGCUGUACAGCUGCAUCAGCUGCUGGGAGGACAUGUUGAGAAGCUGGUCCAGGUCAACACCCUGAUAGGUGAACUUCCAGAAAGUACACUUCUUCUUUUCUGCUCCACUUCCGCCAUCUUGGCCGCAGUCUCCUCCAGGAAAAGGCCGAGAAAAGGCGGUUUGCUCCUAGCGAGAGCCCAAAAUCUUCAUUCCUGUAACUUGAAGCCAUGAGUUCAAGUCCUACUCUCUAGAGCAGGAGAAAACAAGCUUGCUCUAUCUUCCAUAUGACAGCUCUUGAGAUAUUUGAAGAUGGCCAUCAUAUCUCCUCUCAGCCUCUUUUCCAGGCUAAACAUACCCAGCUCCUUCAAGCGUUCCUCAUCAGGCUUGGUUUCCAGACCCUUGGUUGCCCUCCUCUGUGACCUUCCAGCUUGUCAACAUCCUCCUUAAAUUGUGGCGCCCAGAACUGGACACAGUAUUCCAGGUGUGGUCUGACCAAGGCAGAGUAGAGUGGGACUAUUAGUUGAUCUGGACACUAGUCUUCUGUGGAUGCAGCCUAGAAUAGCAUAAGUUUUGCUGCUGCAUCACACUGUGGACUCAUGUUAAGCUCUAGAUCCUUUUCAUAUGUCCUACUCGCAAGCCAGGUGUCUCCACCAUUUUAUAUUUGUGCACCUGGUUCUUCCUGCCAAAGUGCAGACACUUACAUUUGUCCCUCUUGAAAGUCAUUGUGGUAAUUUGGGCCCAGCUCUCCCAUCUGCUAAGGUCAUUUUGAAUCCCCAAAACCGUAUCUUCUGAUCAUCUCCUGAGGCUCUCCUUCGUGUACUGCCUCCUCGAGAGGUCCAGAGGGUGGCAACAGAGAACGGGACCUUCUCUGCAGUGGCUCCCCAUCUGUGGAAUGCUCUCCCCAGGGAAGUUUGCCUGGUGCCUUCAUCAUACACCUUUAGGUGCCAGGCAACAAUGUUCCUUUUUAACCAGGCCUUUGGUUGACCUGAUGGACAUCCUAUGCCCUUUUUUAAAAAAAUGCCCCCCCAUCAGGUUGUUUUUAUUUUUAUGAUGUAUUUUGUGGUUUUAUAUCUUGAUUUUAUUCUGUGAACCACCCUGAGACCCCUGGGUAUAGGACGGUAUAUAAAUUCAAUAUAUAAAAAUAAUUUCCCCAAAGAUGGCAAAGUUAACGUGAUUAAUGAGAGAAAACUCAUUACUGACACAGGUGAAACUCAAAAAAUUAGAAUAUCGUGGAAAAGUUCAUUUAUUUCAGUAAUUCAAUGCUAUUGAAACAUCCUGGUCUUCCAUAACACCUCAGCAGUGCCACAGGCUGAUAGCACCCAUGCCACGCCGCAUUGCGGCAGUAAUUGAUGCAAAAGGGGCCCAGACCAAGCCCUGAGUACAUAUGCAUGCUUCUACUUCUCAAAGGUCCAAUAUUGCUCUAUUUGCAAUCCUUGUUUUGCUGAUUUCAUUUAAUAUUCUAAUUUUCUGAGAUUGUUAAUUUGGGGUUUUCAUCAGCUGUACGCCAUAAUCAUCACAAUGAUAACAAAUAAAGGCUUGACAUACCUCGCUUUCAAUGUCAUGAGUCUAUCUCAUAUAUUAGUUUCACCUUUUAAGUUGAAUUACUGAAAUAAAUGAACUUUUCCACGAUAUUCUAGUUUUUCAAGUUUCACCUGUAUUAAGGAUUGGAAAUUUCUAAGGGACUUUUUGCAUGAAAGCAAAAAUGAUGGAGUUGAAGAUUGACAAAAUACAGAAUUGUGGAGGUUUUAUUAUUUUGCGGUUUUAUAUCUUGAUUUUAUUCCGUGAACCGCCUUGAGACCCCCGGAUAUAGGACGGUAUAUAAAUUGAAUGAAUAAUAAUAUAGGCCUGUCCACCUGACAUUUGUUCCUCUGCAGGCAUCCGCCCGUACCGCUGCUGCGUCUGCGACAAAGCCUUCACCCAGCGCUGCUCCCUCGAGUCGCACCUCAAGAAAAUCCACAGCAUCCAGCAGCGAUACGCUUACCGCGAGCGCCGCUCCAAGCUCUUUGUGUGCGAGGAGUGCGGCUUCACCUGCAGCGGCAGCGAGGAGUACUACGGCCACGUCCGCCGCCUGCACCCCGGCCACGGGAUCCUGGCCAGAGGGUUCCAGAAGGUGGCGCCGGCCGACCUCCACCCCAGGUUCCACGUCCUCUACCCUUCCGCAUACUGA
Molecule: messenger RNA, 5161 nt
Organism: Podarcis lilfordi (Lilford's wall lizard)
Lineage: Eukaryota; Metazoa; Chordata; Lepidosauria; Squamata; Lacertidae
Source: the annotation of a GenBank genome assembly